UGUACCAGUUUUUGUAUUGCAUUUAUUACAAAACAACACACACACACACAACACAACAUAAAAUAUAAAAGUUAUAUAUUUGAGCGAGCUUAAGCUAUUGUGAGAUUAUUUACUGCCGUCGUUGCACUAUAUAAACAUAUCUUUGAGAUCAAGUUUUUGUAAUCUAAACAACAAAAACAAUAAUAACAACAACAACAACUGCUGCAUUUCACGCCCACGCAAGCGAAAGCAAAACAUAAAAAGCAAAAAUGAAAUCAAAGCUGAAAACUACGUCGCCGUCGACUAACGGAACUCUGCUGUCAUCGAUGUUGUUAUUAAUUUUGCUGGUGGCCUCGGCCAUGGCUGCGCAAAUAACUGAAGAGAAAUCUGUGAAAGCUUCAUCGCCAACCUUAACAUCAGCACAGAAAGAUGAAAUUUAUAUCGAUGAGGAAGGCAUUGAUGGCUCCGGCGGACAUGGCGGUAUACACGAUGAUCUAGACAAGGAUUCGGACUAUUCUGGCUCUGGCUUUGGACCCGAUGACGAGGACGCCAUAACAGAUCAUCACCAGAGCUCGCAUAACUCGCGUGUCCACAACGUUAAUACAAACAGUAAGCAUAAUUCGAACGACAACGACAACGACCACAUCUCAAGUAGAGUCAACAAUCAUCAUAAUCAACUCGACAUCAACAACAGCAACAAUAAUAAUAAUUUCCUCAACAAUAAUAAUAAUAAUAAUAAUAAUCAUCAACUGCAAACGAAUAGUGGCACAAUCAUUGGUAGUAGCACCAACGCCAAUAAUAAUAAUCUCAACAAUCAAAUCAACAACAACAACAACGGCAUCAUCAGCAGUGGUAGUGACAUCAGCACAAUCGCAGCUCACACGACACCAACAACAACAGUACAAACCACUCCCACACCCACCACUCCCUCCACGUCCAGCAGCAGCAGCAGCACUAGCACCACCACCACAGAGCUUACUAGCAACGCCUCCUCCUCCUCCUCCACUAUUCCUGCCUCCUCUAAUCCCUCUAAUCCACAUCCCAGCCUUGGCUUCAAUGCAACCACCAGCACCACCACCACCACAACGCGCAAACCCUUGCCCAUUGAUGAUGAUGAGCUCGAGAUUGAGAGCAGCGGCGACGGCGCUCAUGAUCACCAUGAUGAGGAUGCAGAACCAGAUGAGGAUGAUGACGAAGAUGAUGAUGAGGAAGACGAGCAAGAUACAAUCGAUACGAAUCCAGCGAUCGAACUUCAUCCAACCCACAGCCAAACGCCCAAGGGCAGUGAAGAUGAUCACAUUAUCGAUUUGGAUGCCAAUACAGACGAAUCUCUGGGCGUGGGUCAUACGCAUGGCGGGGAUGAGGAUGAGGACGAGGAUGAGGGACUCUACACCGAAAUCAGUGUCAACAAGGAUGAUACCCAAGCAGCAGGCGGACCAGGUGGCAGCAGCAGCAGCAGCGGCGGCAUUGGCGGCAGCAGCACAAACGUGCACGAGUUGGAUCCAAACACAAACGUCAACAGCCAGCCCACAGACACAAAGAUUGUUGAGCACAGGCCCAGCGGCAGCGAAGUGGUCAUCAUGAGCGACGAGGAUCGCACCACCAGCUUCUUUGCGCAGCCCGGCAUACUGGCGGCUGUCAUUGGUGGCGCCGUUGUGGGGCUGCUUUGUGCCAUUUUGGUGGUCAUGUUCAUUGUCUACCGCAUGAGGAAAAAGGACGAGGGCUCCUAUGCCUUGGAUGAGCCCAAGCGCUCACCUGCCAACAACUCUUAUGCGAAAAAUGCGAAUAAUCGUGAAUUCUAUGCCUGAGAUAAUGGCCCAGCGCGCAGAUAUUAAGCUGAUUACAACGGCAAUGUGCGAUUCCAAAGACGUGCUGACCAGCGAGUAACAACAUGACAACAACAACCAACCAACAACCAACAACCAACAACAACAGCAACAGCAAAUUGUCAGCAGCAGUUUUUGACGUGUGUGGCAAUUUAAAUUGCAAUUUGAAUUUUGAUUAGUAAAGCUCAGCUCAAUAUACUGCGCGAACCAAAACUAAAAACACAACAACAACAUCUACAAAACCUAACAAACAAACAUUAAACAUAACAAAAAACAAAAAAAAUUAAGAACAACAACAACAACAUAAUAGAGAACUUUGAGAACACACAAUUUUUAGUGCGUGGGGUAAACAAAAUUUUCACAAAAAAAAAAAAACACUUAGUUGUAAGUUAAAUUGCGGCAAGCACACACACACACAUACACACAGUUGCACUUACAGCGCCAAAAACAAUUGAAAAAAAAAACAAGCUGUAUAUGUUUACGUGCGUGUGUGCGUGUUAAACUUUUCUAAUUAAGUACAUUUUAAGCAAAUUGUGUAAUACAUAGAAAGAAUGAAGUGAAAAAAAAA
Messenger RNA from Drosophila busckii, 2373 nucleotides. RefSeq names its product syndecan (gene Sdc). The record is from RefSeq and is a predicted model, not a curated record. Bases 249 to 1787 code for a protein of 512 amino acids. Gene Ontology annotation, cellular component: membrane; cell surface. NCBI's taxonomy places the organism in Eukaryota, Metazoa, Arthropoda, Insecta, Diptera, Drosophilidae. Gene Ontology annotation, biological process: cell migration. The transcript is spliced from 6 exons.